AUCAAACAAUAUAUAGAUUUUUCAGUUUUGUAUAAUAAAAGAGAGAGAGAGAGAGAUAUGAGGAUGUUGUUAUAUUAUUUCGUAUUCUUCUUCUUGCUCAUCCAUUCUCAACUUUUCAUUUCAUCAUCUUCGUCUUCUCCUGACCAUGCACCCCAAUGCCAUCCUGAUGAAAGCUCUGCCCUUCUCCAACUCAAGACCUCAUUCAAAUUUAUUGGCAUUUCAAGUUUCCUAUCAUGUAAUCAUGGAUUAAACGACGAUGGAACUCCAUACGACGUAACAGCCGUUUGGAAUAAGAAAACUAAUUGUUGCACGUGGGACAGAAUCAUGUGUGACAACGUUACAGGCCAUGUAAUCGGUUUGGAUUUGUCUUGUUGCAGCCUUCAAGGCACUAUCAAUUCCAACAGCACUCUCUUCAAACUCCACCAUCUCCAAAGUCUCUAUCUUUCUGAUAAUGAUUUUAGAGAGUCCUCUUUUGUGCCAGAGUUUGGCAAAUUCAAGAAUAUGACCUCUCUUGAUCUGAGCAACUCCAACUUCAGUGGUCAUGUUCCUUUAGAGAUAUCCCAUCUUUCCAAAUUGGUUUAUCUCGGACUUGGUGGGGUUUCUUCUCGACCCGAUGGGCACUGGGGGUAUAAAGUCAUGAUAGGGGAAAAUACCUUUAAAGCACUUUCUCAAAACUUAUCCAACUUGAUAAGUUUCUACCUAGCUGGUACUGAUUUGUCUUCUCUCUCACCAGUAAUCUCUUUAAAAAAUUUCUCCUCUUUAGCUGGUAUUGAUCUCGACAAUUGUAAGUUGAGUAGGAAGCUACUAGAGAGUAUUUUUGAGUUGUCGAAUCUCAUCGGUCUUUCUUUAGCAGAUAAUGAAACACCAAAUGUCUCUCUCCCAACAUCUAAUUGGAGUAGUGCACUUAACAGUUUAACUCUCCAUAAUAACACCUUCUCCAUUAACUUACCUCUUUUAUUGAAAGAUAUCCCAAAAUCUUUGUCUUCUUUGGAAUUAAGUUUCAGUAACUUGGUUGGUCCACUUCCGGACAACAUUCAAUUUUAUGACUCGUCAAACCAUCUCGUGCAUAGUGCUCCAAAUUUCACUGAAUUGAUUUUAUCAAACAACUUACUCAACGGGACAAUACCAACAUGGAUAUAUGCCCUACCGUAUUUGGAGCAUUUAGACCUCAGCGACAACCAAUUUACUGGGGAGAUAAUUCGUGAUUUUGAAACUACUUCAUUCGGUGAAACUGUGUUUUUGGGCAUCACUCCAAGAUCCACAUUUCAAAGUCAAAACCUCCGAGAUUUGGAUCUCUCAUCAAAUAAGUUUAGUGGUACUUUGGAAUUGGAAAAGCUUUUAAUUUCCAAAAGGUUAGUAUAUCUUGACCUUUCCUCUAAUAAUAUUUCAGUAACCUUUGGAAACACCAAAAACUAUAGUUUGGAUAAUCUUGAGGAAUUAUAUCUGUCUUCUUGCAACAUUACUGAGUUCCCACACAUUUUAAAAUCUUCAAAAAUAUUAUCUACCUUAGAUCUCUCCCAUAAUCAGAUUCAAGGAAGUGUUCCUAAAUGGUUAUGGGAGGUGGGAAAGAAUUCUCUCUACAACUUGACUCUCUCUCACAAUUUUUUAACAUAUAUAGAGCCUCUUCCAUGGAAUGGGCUAGGAUACCUUGAUCUUAGCUCCAACUUGUUUUCAGGACCUCUUCAAGUUAUUGCAUCAUCUUCUCUGGGGUUCUUCUCAGUAGCCAAAAAUCAAUUUGUGGGAGAGAUCCCAACUUCCUUUUGCAACAUGUCAUUCUUUGGGGUGCUUGAUUUAUCUUCGAAUAACUUGAGUGGUAUCAUUCCUCGAUGCAUUGUAAAACAUAGUAAACUUCUUUCGGUCUUGAAUUUUUCUAGGAACAAAUUUUAUGGUACUAUCCCCAACACAUUUUCAGUAGGAAGUACUUUGAGAAAUCUCAAUCUAAAUGGAAAUCAUUUAGAAGGCUCAUUGCCAAGAUCACUAGAAUAUUGCAGAAAUCUUGAAGUUCUAGAUCUUGGAAAUAACAUCCUCAACGACUCAUUUCCUCACUGGCUAGACUCUCUUCCAGCCUUACAGGUUUUAGUCUUGAGAUCUAAUAGGUUUUAUGGUUCGAUAAGAAAACCUAAAAUCAAAGAUCCUUUUCCUGAGUUAAGGAUUAUAGAUUUGUCCCACAAUGAGUUUGAUGGUGCUCUUCCAACAAAAUACUUUGUCAACUUCAAAGCUAUGAUGAAUACAGAGAAUGUCCAACUGAAGUACAUGGGAGAGGAUUAUUACCAAGACUCUAUAAUAGUGACCAUGAAAGGAAAUGAGUUAGAGUUGGUGCAUAUCCUAACUAUCCUUGUAACUCUUGAUUUCUCAUGCAAUAAUUUUAGUGGAGAGAUUCCAGUGUUCCUUGGAGGGCUGAACGCACUCAAGGGCCUCAACAUUUCUCAUAAUAUGCUCAGAGGUACCAUACCAUCAUCAUUGGGAAAUUUGACUAACCUUGAGUGGUUAGACCUCUCUGCUAACAAGCUAAGUGGGAAUAUUCCUUUGCAGUUGACCGAUUUAAUAUGGCUCCAAAUCUUAAACCUUUCAGAAAACAAACUCGUGGGACCAAUACCCAAUGGUAAGCAGUUCAAUACUUUUAGCAAUGAUUCAUUCAAAGGAAAUUUAAAUUUGUGUGGUUUUCCACUGUCCAAACCAUGCAAUGAGGAAUAUGAAGGAUCAACCAUGGAGCAAGAAAAUGAAUCGAAGGAUGCAAAUGGAUUUACUUGGAAAGUUGUGCUGUUGGGGUAUGGAUGUGGCUUUGUGUUUGGGAUCUUCAUAGGUUAUAUUAAUUUUUUCUCAAAUGGAAGAGCAGGUUUGUUUGUAAAGUGGUUGUAGUAGAGCAAUGUGGUGUCAUAAUUGGCAAGGAGUGUCUGUUAUUUAUUUAGAUUUAAUUAUAUUUAGCCUCAUGUUGUAAUAAAACUCAUGUUGGUGUUGUAGUAUUUUGUGUUUUUAUUAUUUUUCUCUUUUUUUUCUUGUCUUUUUGGGUGGUAUAAAUUUAUAAAAUAAUGUCUUGGAGUAAAUAAGAGUAAUUAGUUUCCUUAUUAUUA
Messenger RNA from Humulus lupulus (European hop), 3071 nucleotides. Its product is annotated as receptor-like protein 6. The record is from RefSeq and is a predicted model, not a curated record. Bases 58 to 2859 code for a protein of 933 amino acids. NCBI's taxonomy places the organism in Eukaryota, Viridiplantae, Streptophyta, Magnoliopsida, Rosales, Cannabaceae. The transcript has a single exon. Gene Ontology annotation, molecular function: protein binding.